Molecule: messenger RNA, 4705 nt
Organism: Geodia barretti
Lineage: Eukaryota; Metazoa; Porifera; Demospongiae; Tetractinellida; Geodiidae
Source: the annotation of a GenBank genome assembly
UGUGCAGCUGAGGAACCGGUGCAAUUUGCGCAACCACUCCAGAUCAGCAGAAUACCCAAUCUAGGGCAGAGAUGGCGGCAUCGUCAGUAGCCGAGCCAGCAACGUGUCUCCCUCUCCCUGACAGCCCCUCCUCCCAAUCUCCACCGCCACCUCCCCCCACCGCAUCUGGCCUGGAGCUGCAAGACCCACUCUCCUCCGACAGGGAACACGAGCAGCUGGGGGUCCUGUUGAGUCCUAACAAGUCUCAAAGAACCCCAGAUUUCCUGCCUCCGCGGAUGCUGCAAGCUCUCAAACAACAACAACAACAGCAACAACUCCAGUGGGACAAAGAGCAGUCAACUUCACCCAGGAGGCUGCAACAGAGCCCGAAGAAAGAUAGCGAAGUCUGUUUUGUUCGUUCUAGCUUCUUGCUUUUCACAAUUUUCUCACCCAGUCCGACUUCAUUUUUAUUUUCUCCCUUUCUUUUUCCUCUAGUGUGGUCUACCAUCAGUGAGACCUCCAGCCAAACUGUGGAGCUACCCAAGACAGAGGUCAAAGUUCACUCAUCUCACCACCCACCCACCGUGUGUGUGUGGAGCAGGCAGCAGGGAUAUCUCAUUUCUUUACGACGUCCCUGAGGACCAGAAGGGAAAAGAGCAAAAGGAGCUUCCUCCCUCCCUGAUCCCUAAUGAGUACCACAUUCACAAGAAGGUUGGGGUUGUGGGUCUAGAGUUCCGCGAAGACCAGUACACCACUCAGAGUGUGGCACAUGAUAAUCAUGUGACAGUGUUCCCUUCAAUAAAUCCCAGCAGUCGCUAUGAAGUACUGGCUCUGAAGAGUACAAUGGAUGCUAUGCUGGAGAAGGCUGGUCUGCCGCGUGAAGACACACAAAUGAAGGGACCGACUCAGGUGCACAACCUGCUGGAGCUAGUGAGGCAGGAGCAGAUCAUCUACAGCGUAUGUUUCCACGAGGUCAUCAGACAGGUGAGUGUCCAGUGUGCAGAGAGGGGGGAGCUGCUGCAGGAGAUCCGCAGCAGAUACACACAGCUCCUCGACCGCAUCCCCAGACAAGUCAUGAGUCUGCACGAAGACAUGCUGUCCCAGAGAGCUCUGUGCAAGAGGAUCUCUGCCGAAUUCAGACAAUUCAGAUCCAAAAUUGCAUCAGUCACCGAUCGACUGGGGAGGCUGAGGGAAAUUGAUACGCAAGUGGUGAAAGAGACACGCACUGCCCACAGAGAUCUCUUGUCUGCUCUCACAGAGUCUGAAAGGAACGGCAAUCUGUUGAAGGAGUACCACGGAGUAUACGAACUGCAGAGGAAAAGACUGCUGGAAUCUGUUGACAAAGUGAGACAGGAGAGGUGUCUGUGGGAGGGAGCUGCCUACAGUCUGGCUAAGGAGGUCAUGAAGGAGGAGGGCACGCAGGAGCUGAGGACUCUGAGGAGACUACAGCUGUGGGAGAAGGCCUGGGCUCAGCAGGCCCGUCAUUUCACCACUCUCCUCUGUCAGGCAGACAUUAGACAGCUGGGGGAGGUGGAUGAGUGUGUGAGGAGGUGGAGGGAGGGAGUGAUGAGUGAGAAUGGGAGGCUGGAGGAGGUGGAGAGUGCCUUGAAUGACAGGCUGUCAGAAGUGGAGGAUGGUAUGAAGAGAUGGCGUGAGGAGCUAAGUGGUGCUGAUGGGAGGGUCAUACCCCUGAGUCAAGGGAGGCUCCAGCAGCUGUGGGAGGAGCUGGGGGUGUGGCUUCGUGUCCUAAACUCAGAGUCAGACCAAUACUCUGGCGAGACUCAACUGGCCAGGACGCAGGGACUCCUCACUCUCCACUCGCUGGUGGAGAGAUGGACAGAGGUGGGACUGGAGGUCUUCUCCCGGCACCAGGAAAUGAACCAGUAUGACCGCGCCCCCUCCGACCACACCCACUCCCCGGAGCACGAAAGGAUGCUGUCUCUGGGAGGAGAGGUGGAGCUGGCCAUGAGACACUGCACUGCCAGGGCCUCUGGUGACAACGGCGUGGCUGUCGGGUUUAUUCGGCUUGUAACACCUCUUGAAACGUGGGAGUCUAGGUUGGGUCAAUGUGUUAGUGGCAAGACCAAACUGCCUGAAUCUGACUGGAUCAAUCUGCGAAGUCUGUUGGGAGAGUGGUUGGAGCAUCUGCAGAAGAUCAGAGGAUUCGUUGGAAAAGUCACUGACGAAGAGGGGCACACCCUGAAAUGCACUCCGAUGAGAGAGCUGUCGGUCGCAGUGGAGAAAUGGAGAGGUGCUCUCUCCCAUGCCAUCUUCAACAGACAUACCAAGAUAGUCAGUAUGGUGACAGACCUGCACUCUAGUCUGGUGUUGUGGAUGGUUCGACUUCUGCUGACCUUCACACGUACAACGUGGGUCCAGCCAAGAACGCUGAGGGAGAGAGGAGGAGAGGGAGAAGAGGAAAGAGAGGAAAGAGAGGGAGAGGGGGAAGAGACGAGAGAGGAGACGAGAGAGAAGGAAGAGGACGAAGGAAAAGGUCUGGAGUUGGGGCUGGAGGGAGAGAAAGACAGCUGGGAUCAAGGAAUGGGUCUCUCUCAGCUCCUCGCAGUCGACCUGCAAGAAGAAUACAAAACCUUGUCUUCGUCCAUCAAAAAACUAACGACUUCCUUGACCAGGAGUGUGGUUGUGGUGGUGGAGAGGGAGGUGGAGAGGAGGCGAAGAGGGGGAGACCCUCACUCAGACCUGGAGAAAGAACUGCUGGAGAGACUCGGGAAGGAGGCGGGGCAGUGGGCGGAGCAAGCAGAGCUCCUCAUGACUCGGGUCUUGAAAGAGAACACAGAGAGACCACCAGUAACUGAGAGCUCUGCAAAGGUGGAAGUGGGUGGAGAUGAGCACAGUCUACAGCAGGAGAUAUUUGUGUUGGGGAGAGAUCUCAAUCUUCACUCUAGGUCUCUCAUGGAGGUCGUGAGCAAGGUUCCUCGACCUCAGCGACCCUCUCUCGCAGAACUUGGUCUCCUCUCUGAAUCAGACAUGCCGCAGAGUAGUGGCUACCUGCCAGAAGACACCGAGAGACUGGCUCGACAACUGCACAAGGCACAGGCUGACCUAGAAGAGCAGAAGAAGCUGACGGAGAUGGAGAAACAGAGAGCUGAAGAAGCAGAGAGACAAGUGGAGAGUUCUCAAGUUCGCCUCUCGACACUCGAGAGCCAGCUACAGCAGACUGCGAGUGAGCUGCAGGAACUGAAGGGACAGCAAGCCGCAGCAAAGACAAUCUCCCGAGGAGGGGGGAGGCCUUCUUCUAAAAAGUAAACUGUAUACUGAGCGUUGUUGUGUACGCAGGUGUAUGUUGGAAAAUUGAACUUCUGUUAUUAUUGGGAAUUUCGUAUUGACAAAGUGAAUGACAGGUGAACCUGCACACAAUAAAGUGUUUGUGAGUUGCGACUCUGGCAUUGUAUAUUCUGGUGACAACAUGAAAUUGCAACAACAGUAAAAUUGUGACUGAGGAGGGCUUGGCUGUGUCAGAUAUAUGUUUGAUAAAAAAAGAAAAACACAAAGGAAUAUACUUUUAGUUAGGUACAAAAAAAUGUGAGAUCAAAAUGGCAAUGACCAGGGUGCCUGGGGAAAUACCUCACUUCCUGUCAAUGAAAUGAUCAAGGGCAUGUUGCAAGUCUCCACUCUCAAAGUUAGUCUUGUGGGUGCUUCUUCCGCAGUCAACAAAAUAGGCUCUCUUACUCAUGUAAGGGUUCCUUCUGCGAGCCUCUAGGGCUGUCUCGUACAUCCUCUGGCCGAGGUGAAAUGGUAUGAUGACAUCGCUGUGUCCGUGAGCAAUGAGGAGGGGGAAAGGGAAGCUUAUCAGCCGCAACUCAGACUCAAAUCUUUGGUGAAAGCUCUCCAGAACGAGGUAGCGGAAGACGCUCAUGAUAGGCCAGUAGGGAAUUGCAAACGGAUGGUUUGAGGCAGCGUCGACCAUGGAAGUAAAGGGAGCAUCUAGAACGACUCCUUUAGGGUAUGUGUGUCUGCGUGCCCAGAUCUCUUUGGCUAGGUAAGUGGCAGCUGCUGAGCCCAGGGAGUGUCCCCAGAUGUACACCGGGCUGUGUGGGGAGUGAGAUUGGAUCCAGUCCCACUCGAGUAGCGCGUCCUCCAUCAUACCUCUCUCACUUGGGACGCACUGAGAGUCCCCGUAGCCCCUGUAAUCAAAGGCAAUCACGUGAUAGCCUCGUCUGGUGAGCGACUGGUAGGCCUCUAUCCUGUGCCUCGUCCCCCUUGUCCCGGUAUUCCCGUGGAGAUACAGCACUAUGGGGGCACCGUCAGAGAGAGCGGAGAUGUAGGCCUGACUCUCAGUAACGUUGUCCGGAUAGGUGUCCGGUAAGAUGUGCCAGGUGCUAACCGGACACCCGUCGUAUUGCAUCAGGUCGUAGUUCCUGGCGUUUCUGACGCCCAGCUCCGCCGGGUCGCUGAGGUUACCGAAGAAGGGUAUUCUGACGUAGUGGAGGAAGAUGAGGUGCGACUGGACCUCGGCACUGAUUCGGAGCAACACCGCCACUGAUACGUAGACGAGCACCAGUACCACACAGACCAGGGCCGCCACAUUGCGCAGAGUCGCUAUCUUUCUCUGUGGUCUUUUCUUGGCACCACCACCAGCUCUCCUAGUGAUGGUGACGGUCUGCGUGGAAGAUCCUCCCGUCGAACGCAUCGCUCGUCGUCUCUGUCUCUUCUCUCGUGAAAACAGUUCUGGUAAAGGGCCAAGUUUGGAAAUACUACGAAUCAC